This is a messenger RNA of Piliocolobus tephrosceles (Ugandan red Colobus), 2276 nucleotides long. Its product is annotated as arf-GAP with dual PH domain-containing protein 1. The record is from RefSeq and is a predicted model, not a curated record. NCBI's taxonomy places the organism in Eukaryota, Metazoa, Chordata, Mammalia, Primates, Cercopithecidae. Bases 664 to 1266 code for a protein of 200 amino acids. Gene Ontology annotation, biological process: positive regulation of GTPase activity. Gene Ontology annotation, molecular function: phosphatidylinositol bisphosphate binding; GTPase activator activity; phosphatidylinositol-3,4,5-trisphosphate binding. The transcript has 7 exons. Gene Ontology annotation, cellular component: intracellular membrane-bounded organelle; plasma membrane; cytoplasm.
UCUCCCGGCCCUCUGUGUGUCUCCCGGUCCUCUGUGUGUCUCCCGGCCCUCUGUGUGCCAGUCCUCUGUCUCCUGGUCCUCUGUGUCUCCCGGUCCUUGUGUCUCCCGGCCCUCGUGUCUCCCAGGGUGGGGCAGCUGAGGCUUUCCAGGAGCCUGGGUGGCCGGGCAGGGCCCCCUGAACUCAGGCCCAGCCGUGGGAUGGGGAGAACCUAGUCACUGGGCCCUGCUGGAGCCAGCCAGGACCCCAGAAAGCCCCCAACUUUCCUGAGGUACCCUGGGGAGACUGGCUCGAGACAGGACAAACACAUUGGCCAGAACGGCGGGGUCUCCGCGAGGUGGCCCCAGGGCCAUGGGCUGAUGGUCGGAAGCACCCGCCCUGAGCUAUGGCACACUGCUGUCGGGCGCUGGCUGGAGGUGGGCUGGUGGCUGGGGCCUGCCCCUGUGGGAGCUGCCGUGCCCUGUGGGGGCCCGGGGCUGCCCCUGGGGAGGGAGGUGCAGUGUCUGAUGUCAAAAGCCACCCACACAGUGUCAUUGAGUCCCCAUCACCCCCGGGAGGGAGGUGCCGUUACCUUCUGCUUACAGACCGGGAGGCCGAGGCUCAGAGAGCUUAAGUAACCUGCCCAAAGCCACACAGCACAGCAGGCCAAGGAACCCAAGGCUGUGAUGAAGAUUGAGCACCUAAAUGCCACCUUCCAGCCGGCCAAGAUCGGCCACCCCCAUGGCCUACAGGUCACCUACCUGAAGGACAACAGCACGCGCAACAUCUUCAUCUACCAUGAGGAUGGGAAGGAGAUUGUGGACUGGUUCAAUGCACUCCGAGCUGCCCGCUUCCACUACCUGCAGGUGGCAUUCCCGGGGGCCAGUGACGCGGAUCUGGUGCCAAAGCUCUCCAGGAACUACCUGAAGGAAGGCUACAUGGAGAAGACGGGGCCCAAGCAAACAGAAGGCUUCCGGAAGCGCUGGUUCACCAUGGACGACCGCAGGCUCAUGUACUUUAAAGAUCCCCUGGACGCCUUCGCCCGAGGGGAAGUUUUCAUCGGCAGCAAGGAGAGUGGCUACACGGUGCUGCACGGGUUCCCGCCGUCCACCCAGGGCCACCACUGGCCGCACGGCAUCACCAUCGUCACGCCCGACCGCAAGUUUCUGUUUGCCUGCGAGACGGAGUCCGACCAGAGGGAGUGGGUGGCGGCCUUCCAGAAGGCGGUGGACAGGCCCAUGCUGCCCCAGGAGUACGCAGUGGAGGCACACUUCAAGCAUAAACCCUAGCGAGUGCGGUCAGAGGCCCACGGACACAGGACUCACUGUGGAAGACGGAGGGGACCUGUGGAUGGGGGACUCCAGCGUCCUGAUGCCACCUGGCCCCACCUGCUCCUCAGGGCAGCCCGGGCGCUGCCAGGUAGGGCCCGAGCCUCAGUUUCCGGGAUGCUUCUCUGGAACCUCAAGGCAGGCAGCCCCGGCCCUGACCUCUGACCCCGUCACGCUGCUGCUGACCACACCCAGUCAACCUGCCCCUCCCUGACCCAGGGCUCCCCCUUCCUCCAGGGCCCAGUCUGGCUCCCGAGCUCAGACACGGCCCCCAGGAGCCGCCCACCGUGGCUGAGGGAACUUCCAGGCCUCAGCGCAGAGCCCUGUUUGGGGCCGGCACGGUGGGCAGCUGCCGGCCGCUGGGGACUGGGCCCUGCUCGCAUGCCGCCCGCCCUCUCCCCACCUCCACAAGUAUUUAUUGAGCGCCUGUUGUGUGUCACGGGACCGUGGGGGCUGUGGGGGUGUUUGGGUGGAUUAUCCGCACAGGUCCUCCCUGGGCAGGAGUCGCCCCAGCCUGUGCUCCUGGUUCCCAGGCUAGAGGGGUCACCAGGCAGCUGUCCCACCACACGUGGCCUGUGUGUGCCCAGCACGGUGCUUGCUGACAGUGGUGUUUGAACCCUUGGGGAUGAUGGCCUGGGCCGCGGUGAGGCCACCAGAGGCAGAAGUGGCCCUGGGGGGCCCGGGCACUGUUGCACUUGCUGCUGGUGGCCCAGCCGUGUAUUUAUUUCUCACCUAUCUCUUUCCUGUCAAGGCGGGCUGGGCUCCAGGGCUCCCCUUGUGUGGGGCGUGCAGGUGGGGGAGGCGUCUGCAGGUCACCUGGGGGGCCCAGCCCUCUCCCAGCCUUGCCUGGCUGAGCUGUGUUCCAGGGGAGCCCUGGACAAGCCCUCAUAGUGGGGAGGGGGUUCCUGAGGCCGGGCAUCCGCUGCCCUGUGUCACAUCCUGGAAUAAAGUGUGGCUCUGGCAUGGUUCCA